GGUGAGAGGUCUAUGAAACAAUUAACAAAAAGUUGAAAAAAGUUUUCAUCUUUUUAUUUUCCCACAAAAUUAUAAAAAGAUGGAGAGUAAAGGGAAUAGAAAAGCUUUUCCCUUUAAGUGAUGAAAAAAAGAUAGAUUUCAGAAAAACAAAGCCCUUUGUUUCUCUCUCUUAACUCAUCUUACUUUUCUUCUUCUAUUAGUAAAGAUGUAAAACACGAUACUCUCUCCACCAAAUAAAUAAGGAAACCAAAAAAAAAAACAAACAAUUUCUCCUUCUUGCUCUACAUGAAAAACAAAAGAUUCCUCAAUUUUGUUCUUAUUUUUCGUUAGUCACAGUACCCUCUCUACACACUUCCACUAUAAACCAACACUGUCAAAAACAGCAAAAAGAAGAGAUUAUAAAAAAACAUCAUCCGAUGAUAGACUACGAGAGAAGCAAUAACACCAAAAACAUCAACCAUCAUCGGAAUCCUCCUCCGUCUUCAUCUUCCUCCGAUCUUCUUCCCGACGGUAAUGGAGCCGCCGUGACCCAGAAGAGGAAACGCCGACCCGCCGGUACACCAGAUCCGGAGGCGGAAGUGGUAUCUUUAUCUCCAAGAACGUUACUAGAAUCGGAUCGGUACGUGUGUGAGAUCUGUAACCAAGGGUUUCAGAGAGACCAGAAUCUACAGAUGCACAGGAGACGUCAUAAAGUUCCAUGGAAGCUUCUUAAAAGAGAGACCAACGAGGAAGUGAAGAAGAGAGUCUAUGUCUGUCCAGAGCCGACGUGUCUCCACCACAACCCUUGUCAUGCCCUCGGAGAUCUCGUGGGAAUCAAGAAACACUUUCGAAGGAAACACAGUAACCACAAGCAAUGGAUCUGCGAGAGAUGCUCAAAAGGCUACGCUGUUCAAUCUGAUUACAAAGCUCAUCUCAAAACCUGUGGCACUCGUGGCCAUUCUUGCGAUUGCGGCCGCGUUUUCUCCAGAGUGGAGAGUUUCAUAGAGCACCAAGACAAUUGCACCAUGCGCCGAUCUCAACCCUCUAGCCACCGUUUACAGCAACAACAACAACAACAAAAUACCGCAAACGCCACACAAACCGCUUCCACCGUCGAAAACGCAGACCUCUCGGGUGGUCCUAUAUUGCGUGGACAUCCUUUGCUAAGACAAUCCCCACCGUCUGAUCAACAACCAUCUGAUUUGCUAUAUCCUUUCGUUGGCUCAUGCGCUACUACUGGUAGUAGCAUCGAGCUUCAGCUACUUCCAUCGCGGAAUAGUGCUGAUGAGACCAGCCUUAGUUUGUCUAUAGGGAUGGAGACGACAAUGUCAAGCUACGAGAAAGGAGAGACGAGCUUAUUAUUUGGACAAAGAGAAGAGGCGAGAAGAGAAGCCAAGAGGCAAUUAGAGAUUGCGGAAUUAGAGUUUGCUGAAGCCAAGAGGAUAAGGCAACAUGCCAAGGCUGAGCUCCACAAAGCUCAGGUUUUUAGAGAAGAAGCAAGUAGGAGGAUUAGUGCAACGAUGAUGCAAAUCACUUGCCAUAAUUGUAAGCAACACUUUCAAGCUAGUGCUGCUUCAGCUCCUCCUCUUCCUCCUAUUACUCAGCCGCCUUGUACCGAUGAGAGUACCUCUCUUGCCGUGAGCUAUGUGUCUUCAGCGACUACUGAAGGUGAAAAAGCGAGUGAUAGAGCAUCGUCAUAGACCUUGAUGAAAAGAGACACAAAAGAAACAAAGAUUCUUCCUUUUUUUGUUCUUUGAUUGAAAUUGAAGAUGAUCUUUUGGUAUUCUUUGGGGUUUUCUUUUGUUUUUUAUAUAUAUUCUUGGUUUGUUUUUUUUUUUUUCAAAAACAUAAACCGAAGAAGAAAGGUUUAAUUUGUUAUAUGAAAUAUGGGGUUGGGUC
Molecule: messenger RNA, 1878 nt
Organism: Eutrema salsugineum
Lineage: Eukaryota; Viridiplantae; Streptophyta; Magnoliopsida; Brassicales; Brassicaceae
Product: protein indeterminate-domain 14
Exons: 3
Coding region: 417-1679 (420 amino acids)
Cellular component (GO): nucleus
Molecular function (GO): DNA-binding transcription factor activity
Source: RefSeq, a predicted model, not a curated record